Molecule: messenger RNA, 1479 nt
Organism: Exserohilum turcica Et28A
Lineage: Eukaryota; Fungi; Ascomycota; Dothideomycetes; Pleosporales; Pleosporaceae
Exons: 1
Coding region: 1-1479 (492 amino acids)
Biological process (GO): NAD+ biosynthetic process
Cellular component (GO): cytoplasm
Molecular function (GO): pyridoxal phosphate binding; kynureninase activity
Source: RefSeq, a predicted model, not a curated record
AUGGACACCGCCAGUGCCAUCGAACAACUCCGCCAAGGACAAAAGCCGCAGUGGCCUGCACAUGCCGAGUCAUUCGACUUUGCACGCUCCCUCGACGAAAGCAACCAAUUACCGCACACGCUCCGCCCCGAAUUCAUUGUCCCCAGCAAAGCGCAGCUCAAGCGCAAAUCCCUGAAAGACGAUGCACAAACCGCAAGCCCAGCUACAAGUGCAGAUGAGGAGGCCAUUUAUUUCUGCGGUAACUCUCUGGGCCUCCAGCCCAAAGCUGUCGGCGAACACUUGAACGCAUACCUCAAGACAUGGGGAUCCAUAGCCGUCGGUGGACAUUUCACCGUCCUGGAAGACUCGCCACUUAAACCCUACCAAGACAUGUCGGCUGAAUGUUCAAGAAUGAUGGCCGGUAUUGUUGGUGCAUCGCCUUCGGAAAUCGUCGCGAUGAACACGUUGACUAUCAAUCUGCAUUUGAUGAUGGCGACCUUCUACAAGCCAACAGAGAAGAAGCACAAGAUCAUGUGCGAGUGGCGGCCAUUCCCCAGCGACUGGUAUGCGAUUGAGUCGCAAAUCGAAUGGCAUGGACUUGACCCCAAAAAGUCGAUGUUGCUGGUAGAGCCAGACGACGGCUACAUCAUGACAACGAAGAACAUCUUGAAACUCAUUGACGAAAACGUCGACGAGCUUGCUCUCAUACUGCUACCUGGCAUCCAGUACUACAGCGGCCAGCUUCUCGACAUCCCUACCAUUACUGCUCAUGCACGGAAACACAACAUCACCAUCGGCUGGGACCUCGCACACGCCGCCGGCAAUGUUGAACUCAAGCUGCACGACUGGGACGUCGACUUUGCAUGCUGGUGCACAUACAAGUACAUGAAUGCUGGAGCCGGUGCCAUCGCCGGUGUCUUUAUCCACGAGAAGCACGGCAACAACGACCACUACACAGGCCUGAAGGGCUGGUACGGCCACGACAAGUCAUCCCGUUUCCAAAUGGACAACAAGUUUGUCCCUACACCUGGUGCGCAGGGCUUCCAAUGCUCCAACCCCUCAAUGGUCGACCUCACCUGUUUAUCCGGCGCACUAAAAGUCUAUGAAAAGACUUCCAUGGCCAACCUGCGCUCAAGGUCUCUCCUCCUGACCGCCUACGCCGAACACCUGCUUUCUCAAAUCGCCGCACGAAACAUCAGGGACGGCGCCUUCCCCUUCCAAGUCAUCACACCUACGGAUCCGCUUGCCCGCGGCGCACAGCUGAGCGUUUUGCUGCCUGAAGAUAUCUUUGACGAGGCAAGUGAAAAGCUGGUGGAAAACGGCAUUAUUUGCGACAAGAGGAAACCGGGUAUCAUUCGCGUGGCGCCAGUGCCUUUGUACAACACUUUCGGUGAUGUGUGGAGAUUUAUGCACGUCUUUGAGGAGGCGUUGGCGGAGAAGAAGAAGGAGCAGAGCCAGUCGCAAGGGACGGUGCCGCCGAUGGUCGAGGCCAGGCUGUAG